AUGGCUUCGAAUGAGAAGAAGGGUGGUAGGGCAUUUCACAUGACCCCGGCCGCCUGUGACAUGGCUGAUUUCAUGACGGCAAAUGACCUUAUUGACCCGGGGUUUGUUGGGCCUGCUUUCACGUGGACUAACAAUAAAGAUGCGGGGAGUAAAAUUUUCUCCAGAUUAGAUAGGUUCCUUGUUAGGUCAAAUAUUAUGGAUGCGUUCCAAGGGCUGCGGGUCAGGCACCUCUCCAGACUCAUUUCUGACCACUGCCCCAUUCUUUGUUCGGUCGUUGCUGAGACAAAAAUCAGUUACUCCCCGUGGUUUCGGUUUGAGGAUGUUUGGGUGAGUUAUCCCAAGGCCCGUCAAUUGGUGAUGGUUAAAUGGAAUGUUGGGGACCAUGGCAGCAAAGCGGCACAGCUCCAGAGGAAAUGCAGUAGAACACUGAAGGCUUUGUUUUUCUGGAGCAUAAACAAAUUUAAGAUGCUAAAUAGACAUAAGGAAGAGCUGGACAGGGAGAUCCGGAAUCUACAGGAAUUGGAGGGAGAACCGGGCGGUCUGAGUGAAGCACAGACGGAGAGGCUGAGAUUCAUUGUGCAACUGUUCAACAGCACGUUGGCCCGCAUUUUGAAGUGGUGGAAACAGAGGGCUAAAGUGCAGUGGAUUGAAGAGGGAGACUAUAAUACACGAUUCUUCCAUUCUAUGGCAUCGGCACGGAGAAGAUCAAAGAGUAUUGAGCUCAUCAAGAGGGAGGAUGGCAGUGAGACGACGGAGGCAGGGGAGAUUGCGGACAUCUUUUUUCAAUCAGAAAUGGAAGGGACAGGCAAUCGUAGAGUCGGGGUGGCCGUCUCUUGA
Molecule: messenger RNA, 837 nt
Organism: Dendrobium catenatum
Lineage: Eukaryota; Viridiplantae; Streptophyta; Magnoliopsida; Asparagales; Orchidaceae
Exons: 1
Coding region: 1-837 (278 amino acids)
Source: RefSeq, a predicted model, not a curated record